Messenger RNA from Sesamum indicum (sesame), 528 nucleotides. RefSeq lists its product as uncharacterized. Lineage: Eukaryota; Viridiplantae; Streptophyta; Magnoliopsida; Lamiales; Pedaliaceae. Gene Ontology annotation, molecular function: pectinesterase inhibitor activity. Gene Ontology annotation, biological process: negative regulation of catalytic activity. The record is from RefSeq and is a predicted model, not a curated record.
AUGACGGUCCUCUUCCUCUGGAUCCCAUAUUCCAUGGGGGACGGCGCAACUCAGGCGCGGAUAGACGAUAUUUGUCGAGAGACGGAUGAUUUCAACUACUGUCGGCGUGUUUUCAAUGCGCAUCUGCCGGGGGACGUGGUGGGCAUAAGAGGGUUGACGCAGAUAGCUCUGACGCAGACGUUGAUAUACGCGUCGGACACGCAGAUACUCAUAAGAAGGUUGGAAGCAAGGAACAACAGUUCAGAACUGAAGAACCUGCUGAAGAUUUGUGAGGUAGGGUAUGGAAUAAUAGUGGAUAGGUUCGGAACUGCAAGCUUGGAUUUUGCAAAGGGAGACUAUGGAUCUGUGGUGUUCGAAGUAGAGAACUGUGAGAGGUUUGUGACUGACUGUAUAUUUGUCCUGGCGGGCAGAGUGCCUGAGAUGAAGGUCAAGAAUUCACAGGCCAAAGUGCUGGUCAGGAUGUCGGUUGUUAGUAGUAGUGAGCUUAAUGGUGGGCGCAGUCGCAGUACUCCGCCUAUAGCUAUAUAG